Molecule: messenger RNA, 3280 nt
Organism: Nelumbo nucifera (sacred lotus)
Lineage: Eukaryota; Viridiplantae; Streptophyta; Magnoliopsida; Proteales; Nelumbonaceae
Product: BED zinc finger and hAT dimerization domain-containing protein
Molecular function (GO): DNA binding; protein dimerization activity
Source: RefSeq, a predicted model, not a curated record
AAUCAAAGUGGACCACAUCAAUACAUCGAGGGCCGUGAUUCACGGUCUUAGCCCGGCGCUGCUGCACAGUAUCGGCUGGGUGUCGGCACUCGGCACCCGAAUGAAUCGAUAAUCCGGUCGAGUCGCGAGCCGACCGACCAUUCGCAUGAUCGGCCAGCCGAGCCACGCUUUUGGAAUUCAGACUCUGCUGUCCAUAAAUAAAGCAAGCGGGGCGUCGUUAAGCCGUCGAGAAGGCGUCAGUCAGAUUGGAGUUGGAUGGAUUGGAGAAAUCGCUCCUUAAGCGUCGCGGCUCUGCUAAAACAAGAAGCUUCGACUUCUCUUCUCUCUCUAAACGACUGAUCUAUCUUCUUUCUCUCUUAGCUCUUUUGUCUCGCUCGGCUCAGAUCGGCUCAGAUUCUGCUUCGAUCCGGCUUCGUCUCCCCCAGUCAUCACUUUCUCCCUCCCGCGGUAACUCUCUGCAACUCAUCGUUCUGCUCCGUGUUCCCAAUCUCUCAUUUGGGUCUUCUUUUUCCUGUUACUACUUCUUUGUGUUGAAUUGAAUGUUCCCGUUCAGUAUUUCAAUCGAGCAUCAGCGAUGUCGCUGUCCGGCUAGGAAGCCUUCAAGUACGUCACAUGGUGAAUGGGUUUCCUUGCUGUUCGGAAACCCUAAUUGUCAGUGUUUGCGUCAAAUUUGAUUUUUCUUGUUCCGUGCUGUUUAGAUUGUCUUUCAUCGGAGUGGACUUGAAGGGUGAAGUAACCCUGCCGGCCCUUUCUGAAACUUUUGCUGCUAGCUCAAUGAACUUUGAGGCAGGAACUGUCAGUGGGAAAUCAGGGAACCUAAUGGAGUGGAAUGUUAAUAAUGCAUUUAAAAGCUUAAAAGAUAUGGAACCAAAGGCCAUGAUGGACAUGACCCUCAUUCCAAGUAUUGAUCCAAUAGAUAUUGGCCUGGGUUCUUCAGAGAAAGGGAAUGUAGCUCCUCCAGCAAAACCCAGAAAAAAGUCAAUGACAUCAUUGUAUCUCAAAUUUUUUGAAACUGCUCCUGAUGGGAAGAGUCGAAGAUGCAAGUUCUGCAAGCAAAGCUAUUCUAUUUCAACUGCCACUGGUAAUCUGGGAAGGCACCUAAAUCAUCGUCACCCUGGAUACGAUAAGAUGGGGGUUGGGGAUGCUGUCAAUAACACAGCACCACAGCCUAGCCCCGUAACAAAGAAACCUCAAUCUCAAGUUAAACCGCCCUCAGUGGACUUGGACCAUCUUAACUGGUUGCUACUCAAAUUUCUAAUUCUGGGUUCUCUUCCUCCCUCCACUUUGGAGGAAGAAUGGCUGUCAAACUCCUUCAAAUUCCUUAAUUCAUCAGUCAAAUUUUGGACUGGUCAAAAGUUCCAAGCAGUUAUCCUUGAGGUGUUUAAGAGCAUGCGGGAUGAUGUAAAAGCAUAUAUGGAACAAGUAAAUUCUAGAGUCUCGAUCACACUCGACUUCUGGACAUCCUAUGAGCAGGUCUCCUACAUGAGUGUGAAAGCCCAUUGGAUUGAUGAGAAUUGGUCCCUCCAUAAUAUUCUUCUUGAUAUCUCUCACAUACCUUACCCCUGUGGAGGCACAAACAUAUAUCAAUCCCUGGUCAAGGUACUCAAGAUGUACAAUAUUGAAAGCAGGAUCCUCUCAUGCACACAUGAUAACAGUCAGAAUGCCAUGCAUUUGGAUGGUCAGAAGGUAGUACCCUUCUGCUACAUCCCAUGUGCGGCUCGGACACUGAACCUGAUUAUAGAGGAUGGAUUAAGAACUGUGAAACCAGUAAUAUCCAAGAUCCGGGAAUUUGUAUUAGAAAUGAAUGCAUCCGUUGAGAUUUCAGAGGAGUUCAACAAAACAACAGCAGCUUAUCAAGAAGGUUCCUGGAAAUUUCCUCUUGAUGCUUCGACCCGGUGGAGUGGAAAUUACUUGAUGCUCGAUAUUGUGCGUAAGGCCAGCAAAUCAAUGGAUGCUGUUAUUAGGAAUCACGAGGAUACUCUUGGGAAUAGGAAUAUGCUGCUGAGCCCUGCAGAGAAGAAUGCUAUCAAUAUCAUGCAUGCAUACCUAGAGCCAUUCUACAAGACCACAAAUAACAUCUGCACAAGCAAAGUCCUCACUAUUGGGCUGGUUCUCUUCUUCAUGGACCAUGUUUCUGAGAUGAUUGCCGCCUGUAGGGACUCCCGUCAUAAUCCUGACUGGCUCAAGAGUACGGCUGAGGACAUGGCGAAGAAGUCCCGGAGUUACAAUGGUCAGGUCUAUAAUGUUUUCACAUAUAUGGCUGCAAUCCUUGAUCCCAGGAUCAAGAGUGACCUUAUCCCUGAGAGUUUAAAUUCAGAGAACAACCUUGAAGAAGCAAGGAACCAUUUUAUGAGAAAUUACUCUACCAGUCAUUUCCCUGCCAUGGCCAAUGGCUACACUGCUCAGGAUAGUGAAGAUGGAGGUAGUGUCUCUUUUGCAGAGGAGAUUGCUCGUAAGAGGCGCAGGGUGAGCAUGAGCACAGCCACAGAUGAACUCACCCAGUAUCUCUCCGAACCUCCUGCUCCCAUUCCUACAGAUGUUUUAGAGUGGUGGAAGGCAAACAGCACAAGAUACCCACGGCUUUCUGUGAUGGCUCGAGAUUUCCUGGCUGUUCAGGCAACCUCUGUGGCACCUGAUGAGCUGUUCUGCAGAAAAGGUGAUGAAGUCGACAAACAAAAGUUCUGUUUACCCCAUGGCAACAUGCAAUCCCUCCUCUGCAUACGAUCAUGGAUCCAGAGUGGAUUCAAGUUGAAGUAUCAGUCAGCUGAGGUUGACUAUGAGAAGCUGAUGGAAUCUGCUACUGCAAUCACUGAUAAUGGCUCUACAGGGUUUGACAAGAAACCAAAGUAAGAGAUAAAAAGGAAAUAAAGAUGGGAGAAUGUGUGGAAGAAUCAGGAAUGAAUAGGGAGAUAUGACAUACAAGUCUACCAGGAAGGGGAAGAUAUGGACCCAGUGGAGUUGGUUGGUGAUGAUCAUGAUCAUGCUUCAUAUUCUCAGCUGCUGAUCUGAUAUAUGUAAUUUAUGUUUCUCACUCAUGUAGAAAAGGAAGACGGGAAGAAGUUUUAUCUCUUCCCUUCGCUUUGUUGUAUGUAGGAGUAGAACUCUGAUGUACAGAUUAGAUGACAACACUGGAAAGGCUAACCAGGAAGUAAUCCAUUGAGAGACUAGUUAUAGACUGAAACUUCCAAGUGAAGUGUUUUUAUUAUGUGCCUGUAUAUGGGCAUAAUAUGGAUAUUUGUUAAGAUUUGCCGUUGGGCAAAGAAAGUGUAUCUUAUUCUUA